Molecule: messenger RNA, 530 nt
Organism: Lecanosticta acicola
Lineage: Eukaryota; Fungi; Ascomycota; Dothideomycetes; Mycosphaerellales; Mycosphaerellaceae
Source: the annotation of a GenBank genome assembly
AUGUCGUCAACUGGAGGUACUCCGCCUACGCUGGCGACACCUAGCCAUCAAAGCGAUCGAAUCCUCGGCUUUCGAGAGCAGAUUCUCGGUGAGUUGGUGCGCUCGUCGCUCACGGGUAGGUCUGCUGACCGAACGCAGCCAAUGCAGCAGUCGUAUUUCCAUGGGCGGUUCAGAGCCACAUUGACCGCUUCCUGCUCGAGACCACCAAGCCUCAAGAUGUGUUCGACAUCAUUAUCGUCCUUGCAGAGAAAACUCUUCUUCGAGCAAUCCUCGUCUACGGACCCAUCACGGCCCGCCAGAUUGCUGCCCAGGGCGCCGGCGAAAAUACCACGGAACAAGCUUUGGAUUCAUUGUUGGCGCUCCUCACGGCGCAUUUGGGUAUUUGGUUUCAAUGGCAUAAGCUUCCGCCUACGGAUGGCAACGGACCCAGUAUCAAGAUGCCGCCUGCUCACGGAAGCAACUUAAAUGGAGCAGCGAGCCCUCAGCUGGGACAAGGCACGGGCGCGGCGCAAGCAUGCCGACGAGAUUGA